UGUAUACAGAGUUAGUUACAGCUCUGUGUAUGUAUCGUGUGUGUACAAUAUUAGUUGGAGAAUCAUGUGUUGAAUGUACAGUUUGUGUGUAUACAGGGUUAGUUCCAGUGCUGUGUUGAAUGUACAGUUUGUGUGUAUACAGCGUUAGUUGCAGUGCUGUGUUGUAUGUACAGUGUGUGCAUAGCUCCGGUGGCCUCUGAAUAUCGCAAGGAAGAGCGUUCCAGACGGCCGCAGAAGGCGCGCGAUGCAGUUACCGUCAUUGAUAAACACUCGUUACUUAGCUGUAAUAAUCUUACUCCUGCUGUUUGUGUUUAAUUCUCCUUUCCCUGUACCUCUGAAAGAAGUUAAACAUACAGACCUAAUAUAAGAAACCCAAAGCAGGACUCUCCUGAAAAAUGAUCAUUGGACUCGCUUGUGCGUAAGUGAUACAAGAUUAUUACGAGCAACUUUUGCGCCCAUGGCGCGCGCACCACGGCAAGAAGAGAGAGAGAGGAAAAUGGGAAAUGCCUUUCCCGUACUGCCGCAACGCCGUUUUCACGACGCUUUUUGGACAAAGCGCGAUGAGCGAAUGGGGGAAAGGCAUCUGUUGUUCGAACGGGGAAGGCAUCUUUUGUUCGAACGCGGAACGCGAAUUGGACGCAACGCGAUUCGAGCGAGCGGACACUACGUCGCGCGAGCAGGAACAAGCAGUCGUACGGCUGACCCCCUGGGGUUGGCGUCCAUCGCACAGGGCAUUGGGAUGCUGCUGGAUGCUUCCGGAUGCCACCCACGCUCGCCUCGGUCUUCGUCACGGAAUCUCGAACCACACCAUGGUGUCGGCUGCGUGGGUGCCUCCCGUGUGCGCCACCCUCCUGCCGCACGUCGGCGGCAUUGUGGGCGGCCUGCUCACGCAGAGCGAGAUCAAGGGCUGGUACGAGGGCCUCAAGAAGCCCGCUUGGCGGCCACCCAACCGGGCCUUCCCCGUGGUGUGGCCGCUGCUGUACACUGGCAUGGGGUACGCGUCAUACCUGGUGUGGCGUGACGUUGGGGGCUUCACCGACGAUGCCGUGACGCCGCUGGGCCUCUACGGGGCUCAGCUGGCCCUCAACUGGAUGUGGACCCCGAUUUUCUUCAAGGCUCAUCGCAUGGGCUUGGCUUUUGCCGAGAUCCUGCUGCUGUGCGGCACGGCGGCGGCGACCGCCGUCAGCUGGUGCCCCAUCAACACGACGGCGGCCAUGCUCAUGGUGCCCUACCUGGCGUGGCUGAGCUUCGCCGCUGCGCUCAACUACAGGGUGUGGCAGGACAACAAGGGGCCGGGGGAGGGGGAGAGCGAUGGCGAUAAGAAGGAAGGAUGAUGGCUCGCUGGAACGUUGGGAAAGCGAAUUCCACUGCUUGUUGCUGUGCUUGGUUUUGUCGCCCCCAACCCCUGCGCCUUCCGAUCCAUCACCGUUGGCUAUGUACUGUGGUGCCCAAGAAGUUCAGCAUUCAUACAUGCACACUGCUACACACACUAUACAAUGCGCUACGCGAUGCGAUACACUACACUAUACACUACACUAUAUACUACACACACUGCGCUUUACACUACACUAUACACUACACACACUAUACAAUGCACUACGCGAUGCGAUACACUACACU
Petromyzon marinus (sea lamprey) is the source of this 1620-nucleotide messenger RNA. It is a transcript of the gene TSPO, whose product is annotated as translocator protein. Gene Ontology annotation, cellular component: mitochondrial outer membrane. The record is from RefSeq and is a predicted model, not a curated record. NCBI's taxonomy places the organism in Eukaryota, Metazoa, Chordata, Hyperoartia, Petromyzontiformes, Petromyzontidae.